Helobdella robusta is the source of this 1590-nucleotide messenger RNA. RefSeq lists its product as hypothetical. The coding region runs from base 1 to 1590 and encodes 529 amino acids. The transcript has 4 exons. Gene Ontology annotation, molecular function: protein binding. Lineage: Eukaryota; Metazoa; Annelida; Clitellata; Rhynchobdellida; Glossiphoniidae. The record is from RefSeq and is a predicted model, not a curated record.
AUGGAAAUGGGUCUUCAGUUGGAAGAGUUGGAAGAUUUGCCUCUACCUGACCAUUUGUUGAUUAAAAUUUAUUCAUUUUUGCCGCGAAUGAGAGAUAAAUUUCGUUUGUCACUAACGAACAGGCGACUUCGCGAUUUGUUUUUGAGCCCCCAGCUCUGGGAAAGUUUUUAUGUUGAGUUCUCAUCAUGUCACCAAGACUCUCUUUAUAGGUGUAAGUCUUGUAAAGGUAAACUGAUACGAAUGUCAGAUUCGUCGCAAGAUGAUUUUUAUUUUUCCAUCUUUAAAGGCGCGACUCCGUCUCUUUCUUCUGAAUCAAAACCACAAAAGUUGUACAAGUCUCAUCUGUGCAGCCACUUCCAAAGAGUACUUACCAAGUACAACCGCCACGUAAAAAGUUGCUCAUUUUUGUUGGGUGGUUAUUUGGACUGUGGCCCUCUUUGGAAAAUUGGUGACUAUGAAAAAGAGCUUUUUCAAACUUUGCAGGUAGCCGUAAAACAUUGCUGCUCGUUAGAAAAUUUGGAGAUAGGGCUAGGAGAAUGGCUUUCAAUGCAUGACUCUUCAAUAAAUUUUUCAUCUGUUACAGAAAUGGAUUUAAUUUAUAAACUCAUCUCAAACAACAGCAAAACUCUUCGAUCGCUCAGUAUCAUUUCGUGGCCAGUCAGACAUGAAGAUGGGGCUCCGAGCAUUCUAAACAGCCUUCCAGAUUUACAGAAAUUGUCAAUCUUUCAUCCGAAAAUUGUUGACGACACAUGGAUAAGACUAAGUGCCUCCAUUCCUCAACCUGAAUAUGUUUUUCUCAGUGUGCAAAAGUUACGAAACUUAACUUCACUAUCUCUCCAUUGUUUCUGCAUAUCAGCAGAGCUUUUAAAUGAACUCUCACUCAUUAAGCCAAAAUUCAACACAAAAGUCUACCCACAUCUCACUAGGUUGAACAUUUUGCUGAUAUUUGAAUACCAAAAUAGAAAGUUCUUCGACAUACCUCAAGAGAAAUGGAGAACUCUACACAAAACCCACCAGAACCUUGCAAUGCGUCUCUCAAUUGGGAACAAAAUUCCUUAUCCUUCUCUAUUCAGGUUCUUGGAAGUGGUCAAAUGUUUCGACGUUGAAUCUGUAAUCAUCUCUCAGUACUGCGUUUAUGACGUCAGCCUCAUAAGCACGUUGGCAGCCGAUUUCAACAGGUUGAAGUCCUUCGUCGAUUACACGUGUGGUUCUGCAGAUUUGUGCAAUUUAUUGUCACUUGUGGAGAACUCUCCUCUCAUCGAUACUCUCGUCUACCAUGGUGAUAUUGAAGAUCAGUGCGUCCUAAAACUCAUUGCUAUGAGGCACUGGAGAAAAUUUGAAAUCAAUAUGAGCAACGUCAUAAUCAAAUUCCCUGGUCAACCAUUUGACCCUGACAGUGUACUAACAAAAGACGAGACGACAGGUCAGUACAUUCAGACCGCAAUGUACCUAGAGCCCGGAAAAGGUUUCAACCUCACUGAAGAUCACCAAACAUACAAAAAAACUGUCUUGAAUAACAUAGAGAAAUUUGCCAAAAGUCAUCUGAGGCAAUGUGUGUUGGGCGGAGAUCCUUGCAAUCGAAUCUGGUAA